GUCAUUGUAAUAAACUGUAGGAAACGAACCGCAUAAACACUUGUCUACUCCUACCCUCACACUCACUCCCCACUCUCCCGCGACGGCUUUUCCUCAAUUUAUGUCAGAAACCUGAGAAUUUUCGAUCAAAGCUCCGAACUAAAGCCCGAGCCCGAAUAUGACCCGAAUCUCCCGGAGAAACCCUCGGGGCAAGCCCAAAAGCCCUCCGGAUGGCGAUCAGCUACAUACUGACGGAAGUUCGAACCCAAACACCCGAAUACCCGGUGGCAGGGACCGUAAUGCCAAUCGAAUAAUGAGUUUCACCCUCAAGAGUUUGUUCUUUUCUGGAAUUCUUCUCUUCAUAAUUGGAUUGUUCAUGAAGAAUUACUCGUCGAACUCUGUUAAUAAGAGUAUGAGACCCAGAGUCGUUACUCCAUUACCAGCUCCAAAGCUCAUGGAUCUUUCUAUGUUUGAAGGGGAGCACAAGGAGAGUUUAUACUGGGGAACGUAUAGGCCUCAUGUUUAUUUUGGAAUUCGUGCGAGGACUCCGCAAUCUCUGCUUGCAGGUUUGAUGUGGAUUGGUGUCAAGGAUGGCAGAUAUUUCAUGAGACAUGUAUGCCAAGAUUCGGAUGAGCUUAAGACAUAUGGUUGGACACAUCACAAUGGACGGGAUUAUGGGCGUCAAGUGCUGGUCGACCAGAACUUGAAAUUGACAACAAGUUUUCUGAAAUCUAUGGAGAAAGAGAGCAGUUAUGGAGGGGACUGGGCAGUUCGAAUUGAAGCACAAAGUGAAGUACUUAAAGAGGAAAUGGAAGAUACUGUGCACCUGUUCUUCUAUGUUGCUGAGGAAGGUGGGAAUGCUCUGUAUCUGGGUAGUGGUCGCUCAGAUAUUCCUGAUGUCUACAUUCUGGCGUUUGGUUCAAGGAAUGAUAUUGGUAGUUGGCAGCUUCAUUUAGAAUCAAAGGAUGGCUUUGAGUUCCACUAUGCUGGUUUCAAGACAAAUCACAUUCACAAUUUAUCCGAACUUGUCCAGACCAAUCUUGGAGUUCAGGCUAGGACAGUGGGUCGGUUACAGCUUUCAGAUACAUCUGAUGAUGCUCCAAAUAUUCUGGUUUUCCAGAUCUCAGCAAUGAUUCCUUUCAAAGCAGAUAUUGCUUUUGUAUCAAGAUCAAGUGGCUCUAGUUCAAGAACUGAAGAUGGUGUCAGAAGCCUUUUGGGGGAGUCACUGACUGGUCGUCUAGAGCAGAAGCAGAAGCAAUUUGAUGAUAAAUUCGAAAGAUGCUUUAAUAUUUCUGAUGAGCUUAAUUCUGAUGCCAUUACGGUGGGUAAAGCAGCUCUCGGGAAUUUGUUGGGAGGGAUUGGCUACUUCUAUGGCCAAUCUAAAAUUUCACUGCCACCAUCCUCUAAACGAUUACCUGGUACGAAUUAUAUUUCAUAUUGGCCAGCUGAGCUAUACACUGCAGUGCCAAGCCGCCCCUUUUUUCCUAGGGGGUUUCUCUGGGAUGAAGGUUUCCACCAGCUACUGAUCUGGCGUUGGGACGUCCACAUUUCUUUGGAUAUCAUUGGGCAUUGGUUAGAUCUAAUGAACGCCGAUGGAUGGAUUCCACGUGAGCAAAUUUUAGGUGCUGAAGCUUUAAGUAAGGUACCAUCGGAAUUUGUGCUUCAGCAUCCAACAAAUGGAAAUCCCCCGACAUUAUUUUUGGUUUUACGAGAUUUGGUUUGUGGCAUUAAGAAAAACAAGUUUACUGCUUCAGAGAAAAAUGACAUCUCCACCUUCUUACGACAAGCAUUUGUGCGUCUUGAUGCAUGGUUUAAGUGGUUUAAUACUACUCAAUCAGGAAAAGAUGCAAACACCUACUAUUGGCACGGAAGAGACAAUGUAACCACACGUGAACUGAAUCCAAAGUCGCUGUCUUCUGGCUUGGAUGAUUAUCCACGUGCAUCACACCCUAGUGAAGAUGAACGUCACUUGGAUCUUAGAUGUUGGAUGCAUCUUGCUGCAGAUUGCAUGAGUUCCAUUUCAGACAUUCUUGAUGACAGUGACAUUGGAAAGGAGUAUGGCUUGACAGCAAAUUUACUCUCAGAUUUUGAGCUUUUGAAUCAGAUGCAUUUUGAUCAGAACAAUGGAGCUUAUUUUGAUUAUGGGAAUCAUACAGAGAAGGUUCGUCUAAGUUGGCGGCUGGCAGAAGCAGCUGGCAAUCACCCGAAUCGUGAACUUGUUCGAGAAGUUCUAGAGAAACCUGUGCUGAGACUGGUUCCUCAUAUUGGUUACGUCAGCCUUUUUCCAUUUAUGAGCAGGCUUAUACCGCCUGAUUCAUGGAUGUUGGAAAAACAGCUUGAUCUCAUCUCAAACACAAGUACUCUGUGGACCAACUUUGGACUAAGAUCUCUAGCCAAAACAAGCUCACUAUACAUGCAACGCAACACUGAGCACGACCCACCUUAUUGGAGGGGCCCAAUUUGGAUGAAUAUGAACUAUAUGAUUCUUUCCGCGCUUAACUAUUAUUCUAAAGUGGAUGGGCCGUACAGAGACAGGGCCAAAACCAUUUACAAUGAUUUGAGAAACAAUUUGAUCCGAAAUGUGGUCAGGAACUAUAAAGAGACCGGCUACUUGUGGGAACAGUAUGACCAAAAGAAAGGGAAGGGAAAAGGCGCACGGUUGUUCACUGGUUGGACAUCACUUAUAGUGUUGAUCAUGGCUGAAGCCUACGCUGAAUGUUAGGAGUUCUGCCUGAAGUUACAGCAAAUACAGCUUCUAAAUUUCAUCUAUGCAAGGUAAAAACAUGACUGGCUUUAGAUAUAUAGUAUGUAGCUGUAGUAACAAUUUUUGGGGCGAAAGGGAAAAGGGUGGAGCUAUCUAACUACAGAUGUGAUCUGAUCUUUGCUAAAUUAGUUGAUUUACAGUGUCCACAACAUACAUAUAGUUCAAGAUUUAACUUUAUACCAUGUGAUUGACUGUUGGCAGCACAUUUCUAGACUGUUGUUGGGUUAUGUUUAUCUCAAAGAACGAUUGAAAAAACUAAUUUUGGAUUAUCCUCAAUAGAGAUAUGGUUUUGGACU
Messenger RNA from Sesamum indicum (sesame), 3039 nucleotides. RefSeq names its product glucosidase 1 (gene GCS1). The record is from RefSeq and is a predicted model, not a curated record. Gene Ontology annotation, molecular function: Glc3Man9GlcNAc2 oligosaccharide glucosidase activity. NCBI's taxonomy places the organism in Eukaryota, Viridiplantae, Streptophyta, Magnoliopsida, Lamiales, Pedaliaceae. Gene Ontology annotation, cellular component: endoplasmic reticulum membrane. Gene Ontology annotation, biological process: protein N-linked glycosylation; oligosaccharide metabolic process.